AUGGUGGAACUAGCCGUGGAGCAAGGGCCUGACUCCAUCACAGCAUCACAGAAGGAAGCGGCCGAACAGCUGAUGGACCUGGUGGUUGCGGAAGGCGCGGAGGACCGAGCAGUGGCGGAGGCGGCGGCGCAGCUGCUGGCGAUGACGGCAGCGGACGACAAGAAGAACCCGCACCUCAUGCACGUGGACCGAUGGGUCUCCACGUGCUGCGGCGUGCUCAAGCGGUGCAAGGCAGCGAGCGACAGCAAGAGGCGGAAGAGCAGCACACAAGCUGACGCUGCCGAAACAGAGCCAGCAGCAGCAGGAGCAGGAGUAACAGGGGGAAUGGGGGAGGCGGCGGGGGCGGCAGUGAGCGAGGCGCUGCUGGUAUCCAUGGCAAGCUGUCUGGCGGACCUGAUGAACAACCCGCGCAGCACCAUCGUGUGCAGCACGCGCGCGCAGGAGAUAUUUCAGUGCCUGCAGCCCGCGCUGCUGCUCCCGCGCGUCUCCAACCGCCUGCUCUACUUCCAGGUCUGCCGGGCGGUCUCCGAGGUGCUGCACCCGUCCACGUGGCCCAUGAACCAAUCCGCUGCUGUCCCCAAGCGUCUUCUGGAGCGGCUUAUUGAUCUGAUCACUCCUGUUAAAGCCCCGGGUCCUGAUGGUGCGAAGGGUGCUAAUGGGUUGGGUGAUAAGGAUGCUGGUAGGAAUGAAGCAGCUGGUGGUGCUGCUGGUGUUGAGAUUGUCGCUGAGAAUGGGGUAGGGGAGCGUGAGACAGAGGCCACGGAACCCGCUGCUUCUCAUACCCCCUUGGCAAACGGCACAGCUGCUGCAGACGCAGAGGCAGCCAAAGCAGCAGGCGCAGAAGCAGCUGCAGCAGCAGGGGCAGUCGAGCAGGAGGGCAGCGGCAGCGAGGGCAGCAGCGAGGGCGACGUAACAGAGUCGCUGAUCCACAUGCAGGCGUGCAAGGCGCUCCUGGUGAUGGCCACCAACGGAGCAGCGGAUCUGAUCGUGCAGCACGUGCCCGGGGUGAUGGGCGCUUUGGAGCGGCUCCGGCAGGAAUCGGGCGUGGAGGAGGCCGUGGUGCAGGCUGACGCCGCGCUCAUGGCGCUCUGGCUGUCACCCAAAGGAUACUCGCUCUCCAACCCCGAGCUGCGACCGGUGGUAGCAGCGCAUCUGCUGAGGGUGCUGGGCUCGCCAGACCUGGUGGAUAACCACCAGGACGUCAGCUUGGCUCUGGUGACGUCAACCAUCAACCCUGACGCUGCCACGCGGGCCAGCAUGCUCCAGCUGUACGCGGGACUGCUGAGUCAGCAGCUGGAGCUGACGCACAUCCUGAUUGGCCACGUGGAUGACACUGACAGUCUGGCACACCAGAGCGUGGUGUAUUUCGUGCUCCAUUUGUGCGAGUCUGAAGACUGUGCCAAGGCCUUCACAGCCAAUCAGGCGGACUGUGAGGCGCUAGUGGCAGCGCUGGUGGUGGCGGCACAGGCAGAGAAUCACUAUGCACCCAUCGCUGUUCUUGUUCGCCUGGCUAGCCGUCCUACCACCCGGGACCAGGUGCUCACACACAUCGACACCAGAACGCUCAAUCGCUUGCGCGCUAUUCCUGGCACCCGCGCUCGACGAGAGGUUGAUCAACUGGCUGCAGCAUAUGCAGAGUACAAGGGAGAGAAGCCCCCAGAGCGCACAGCAUCCAUGCCAUCGGAGGAGGAGCAGUCCAAGGAGGACAUUCUGAGAGACAUUGUACGCAGCCAGUCCCACAGGAGCCUCAAGUCAAGAACUGCAGGGGAUAAUAGCUUUGAAGAUCUGGCAGGCGCCGCUGCAAGCGCGGCGACAGGCGUUGCCAAGAUCACUGUAGAGGAGUCGACAGAUGCUUGA
Molecule: messenger RNA, 1857 nt
Organism: Closterium sp. Naga37s-1
Lineage: Eukaryota; Viridiplantae; Streptophyta; Zygnematophyceae; Desmidiales; Closteriaceae
Source: the annotation of a GenBank genome assembly